This is a messenger RNA of Malus domestica (apple), 2506 nucleotides long. RefSeq lists its product as uncharacterized. Gene Ontology annotation, biological process: cell surface receptor signaling pathway. The record is from RefSeq and is a predicted model, not a curated record. Gene Ontology annotation, molecular function: protein binding. Lineage: Eukaryota; Viridiplantae; Streptophyta; Magnoliopsida; Rosales; Rosaceae.
AACAUAUGGACGAGUAUUAAACUGACAAAGUACCAUUCCCUUCUUCUUCCCCCGCAUUUUUAACUCGGCCGCUGACUCAAUUGACUCGCCCUCUGCAAAACAAAACACACAGUAGAAAUUCCAGCGGGCGAUGGCUUCGGAGGAGAGCCGAAUAGAGGACGAACUGUCGCACCCGAUUCUGCUGGCGGAGCGGGUCCGGACCGCCGUCGACGAGGCGGAGUCGUUCAAGCUGGAGUGCUCCGAGGUGGGGAAGCAGGUGGAUCGUCUCUCGCAGAAGCUCCGAACCGUGGUCCGGUUGGCCACGGCAGCCCCGGUUCUGUACGAGCGCCCGAUUCGGCGCAUCGUCGCCGAGGUGUCGAAGAAUCUGGAGCGGGCCCUGACCCUGGUCCGUAAGUGCAAGCGCCAGAGCAUCCUACGACGUGUCGUAACCAUCACGAGCGCCGCCGACUUCCGGAAGCUCUUCAACUUCCUCGAGUCCUCCGUCGGCGACAUGAAGUGGCUGCUCAGCUUAUUCGACCCGGACACCGCUGGCAAUAACGGAAUUGAACUCUCCCUCGCCCCGAUUGCCAGCAACGACCCGAUUCUCUCGUGGGUCUGGUCAUUCAUCGCCACCGUCCAAAUGGGUCAGCUGCCGCAUCGUAUCGAGGCCGCCAAUGAGCUCGCCUCACUGGCGCAGGACAACGACCGGAACAAGAAGAUUAUUGUCGACGAAGGCGGAGUCUCGCCGCUACUGAAAUUGUUGAAGGAGGGCUCGUCGCCUGAUGCCCAAAUUGCGGCGGCGACGGCGCUCUAUAAUCUGGCGGGCGAUCAGGAGAAGGUGAAGGCUAUUGUGAAUGAGGUUGGGGUGCCUAUUAUUGUGCAGGUUCUGGGCGACUCGCCGAUGAGGGUUCAGAGCCAUGUGGCGACCCUGGUGGCUCGGAUGGCAGAGCAUGACAGCAUUUCCCAGGAGGAUUUCGCCAGGGAGAAUGUGAUCAGGCCGCUGGUGACGCUACUGUCGUUCGAGAUGUUUGGGGAGGAUCAGAGUAAUGAUCAGUUGGGUAAGCAAAGCAUUCACUCUCUGAUUCAGAUUAAUAGGGAAAUAGAGAAGAGCACAUUAGCAAAACCGCAAUCGAGAGGCAGUAGCAGUAGCAGCGACAGUAUGUAUAGACCUCAUUCGAAUACGUAUUCAAGUUCUUCGUAUUCUUAUUAUUCGGAGGGUAGUAGCCGAGGCGGGCAUCAUAGGAAGGAGAGGGAGAAUGAGAAGCCUCAUGUUAAGCUUCAGCUGAAAAUUAGUUGCGCCGCGGCGUUGUGGAUGCUUGCCAGGGGCAGUGUUUUGAAUGGUAGGAGGAUAACUGAGACCAAAGGUUUGCUUUGUUUGGCUAAGUUGGUGGAGAAGGAACAGGGUGAGUUGCAAUUCAACUGUUUGAUGACUAUAAUGGAGAUAACGGCUGCGGCUGAAUCCAAUGCUGAACUUAGACGAGCCGCGUUUAAGACCAAUUCUCCGGCUGCCAAGGCGGUUGUGGAUCAGCUCUUGAGACUGAUCAAAGAGGUGGACAGCCCGAUACUGCAAAUUCCUGCUGUAAAAUCGAUUGGCUUGCUUGCCAGGGCAUUCCCUGCUAGAGAGACGCGGGUCAUUGGUCCGCUAGUGACUCAACUUAGCCACAAAGAUCUUGACAUGGGAACUGAAGCGGCAAUUGCACUGGGGAAGUUUGCCUGUCCGGAUAAUUUUCUCUGUAUGGAGCAUUCGAAGAGGAUAAUUGAGUCCAACGCUAUACCGCCUCUGAUGAAACUGCUAAGAGGAAACGAACACUCGUGGCUGCACGGAUUGAUUCUUCUUUGCUACCUUGCAUUGCACUCUGGGAAUACCAACUCUUUGGAACCGACCAGGGUGUUGACAGUCCUUGAAGGGGCUGACCGCAGUGCACUCCCCCAACAUCCCGAGUUGAGAGAGUUGGUGUCCAAGGCGAUAUAUCACCUCAAUCUGUACCACACUGGAGGUCAUUCGCAAAGGAUGGCAUUUGUGCCGUGAAUACAAAUUCUCGAAGGUAGAAGAUCGAAACGGUUUUGCGGGGUACGAUCGUGCUGUGCGGUAGUACUAGGAUCAUCAGUUUGAUACUUUUUGAAUGGAAGGAAACAGGGAUCGUCGAAAGAUAGUUGAUUAAUAAGAUAAAAGUGCAAACAGUUGCAUUUCGUUUUAAUCUUUUGAGCUUUGGUCGUUGAAAACCCUGUGAUUUGGUCGCGCGGCGCCCAAAUCACAACUCCAUGUUGAUUUGGUCGUUGAAAACCCUGCAACUCGCGCCCGACUCCAUGUUGAUCACAGCAAGAGCAAGCAUGAGAGUUGUCCUAGCCAAAGUCUCUCGUGAACAGUUGAAUUGUUUGGUGAGUAGGAUUCCAAAAUUAGUGAAUCAGCAGAGGUCGGACCUACUCCAGUUGUAGAGGCUCUCUUGUGCACUCAUUAUCGGCCUCAUGGCCUGUCGUCCCUGUAACAAACUAGCAUGAUAAUCAAAGAACAACUAUACAUUGUUUA